AUGUCACCCAUUCUUUCUGACCUAUCCUCUCCACAGAUUAUUUUUAUUCUCUGUGAUGAGCACCUGGCAUUGACCAUAUUGUUCCUCAUGCACUUGAGUCAUGAGCCUUGUUCCUGCUGUUGGAACUCUGCAUUGCAUAAUGCGGUGUCGAGCGCCGCAUCGCAGGAGCACGCUGCUGCCGAGGCUGAGCCAACUUAUCAAUCUUUAAGAAAUGUCUAUGGGAUGGCAAAGCCCCAACUCUUAAACUCUAUCCUCAACAUUGCCGGCGCUGCACUCAGCGCGCAUCUAGCACAAAUGGCGCCUUCAGGAGCGGGAUCGAGGCUCCCAACCGUGCUGUUGGUCUUCGCAGGACUGUCUGCACUCAUCGCUGUUCUGGUCUCAUUCUGGUCGAUUCUUCUACAGCUACGCAACUAUCGAAAGCCUGCCCUGCAACGAAUGGUCGUUCGAAUCAUGAUUAUGGUGCCGCUAUAUGCUGUAGCCUCUCUGAUAUCUUUGUUCUCCUUGGAGGCGGCGUUCGUUAUUGAUGCUAUAAGGGAUAUAUACGAGGCCUUUGUGAUCUAUUGUUUCUUCGUCCUCCUACUCUCUUAUCUCGGCGGAGAGCGCUCUCUGCUUAUCCUACUCCAUGGACGACCUCCCAAGGAACCAGUCUUCCCUCUCAAUCUUUUCAAACGCGAAAUCGAUGUCAGCGACCCCUACACGUUUUUAUUCCUAAAGCGAGGCAUUCUACAAUAUGUCCAAGUGAAGCCGGUCCUUGCUGCAGCCACCCUCAUCCUCAAAGCAACCGGCAAGUACAAUGAAGGCGACUUCCGAGCGAACUCCGGCUAUCUCUACGUCAGCAUCGUCUACAACAUAAGCAUCUGUCUGAGCUUGUACUGUCUGGCAAUGUUCUGGAUCUGCGUGAACGACGAUCUCAAACCUUUCCGCCCGGUCCCUAAGUUCCUAUGCGUCAAGGGCAUCCUAUUCUUCUCGUUCUGGCAGUCUAUCGCCAUCUCCGUCCUCGUAGCUGCAGGCGUCAUUACCAAACUCGGCCCAUACACCGACCCAGAGCACGUCUCCGUCGGCCUGAAUGAUCUCCUCAUCUGCAUGGAAAUGCCCCUCUUCGCUUUCGCCCACAUGUAUGCCUUCUCGUACACGGAUUUCAUCGAUUACCACCAUACCUUUGUAGCUCGCAUGCCCAUGUGGUAUGCCUUCCGCGACGCGUUCGGCCCCAAGGACGUCAUCGAAGACUCGAAAGUUACUCUCCGCGGCGAGGGCAUGGACUACCGCGAAUUCGAGCCUGCUGAAGGCUUCAUGCAUCAGGGUGUUGGAAGAGAUAACCGUAUCCGCGCAGGGCUGCGGUAUAGCAAGGGCGGGCAGAAGAAAUACUGGCUGCCGAAGGCCACUGACGACAGCAGGCUGCCAGGGCGAGCCGAACGAGCCGUGAAUAAGGCCGUCACGAAGAUCGCGGGCGAAGAACAGGGAGAAAGCGUCCAUGCACCACUGCUGGCACAUCAGGCGGACGAUGUGGUGCACCUCGCGCCAGACUUGCAGGACGCGCCGGACGACACGCUCUGGGACAGCACGGUAGACGCCGAGGAAGGGUACGAGCUCCCGUUCGGCGACAUCGACGAGGCGGACGAAGAGCUCUUCGAGUACAGCAAGAGCUAUUUGUUCGGCGAUUACAACUACCCGUGUAUCGACGUCAGCUCGGAGUCGGCGCGGAUUCUGAUCUGGGACGAGGAGGAACGAGUACUAAGAGACGAGCGCGGGGCCUGGUUCUCCCCGAUCAGAGGCGCGAAAGGGCAGGCUGCACUUCAGAAGCGCGAUCGGCCAGCAUGGGAAGGAUAUGGUGCCGUAGGUACGAGCGAUUCGCGGCCCAGAAUGUCGCAAAGGUUCGACGACGACAGACGCGGAUACCUCAUCGACCACGAUGCGGACCGGGUGGCACGGGCUUCAGCAGAGCCCAAAGAUGUCGUGAUGAAGUGGACGAAAGCACGCACCACCGCGGCGCCCCGCAUUCGUGUCCAGCCCUCGGCACGGCUAACACCGUCGCCCACGCCAUCAGGAUCUGGCAGUAGGAGAGACAGCGGCAGUGGGAAUGGAGGCAGCCCUGGCACUCGAAUACGAUCCCCUCCAUCUCUAUCGCGAAACAACUCUCGGGCGAGUGCGUCGCCUGUCCUCCCACCCGACGCCGUGGAUCUGGUCGUGGAGGAUAAGCAAGCAGCCGAGGAAGACCAGGAGUACACCCGGCGGAAGGGUGAGCCGUCUACGCGUGGCUCGGGCCUGCGAAAAGUCUAUCGGCGGGGAUUCGUCGUUGACGGUGGGGAUGGGCAAUACGGGGAAGGUGAAGUCGAGGUCGAAGAACCUGGAGGGGCAAGCAACCGGAGGGUUGAGGAGAUUGCCGAACGGAUUGAAGAGGCUAAGGAGCCGAAGAAGGCUGGCCAGGAGGCCGAAUGGACACAGGAGACAGAGGGCGUCGUGGCACGAAGUGGGACGCCUCCACUACACGCCCGCGUGCAAGCCUAUCACUAUGAUGAUGUUCUUGGGAAUGAUAACCCCUGGGCAUGA
Cyclocybe aegerita is the source of this 2547-nucleotide messenger RNA. NCBI's taxonomy places the organism in Eukaryota, Fungi, Basidiomycota, Agaricomycetes, Agaricales, Hemipholiotaceae. The record is from the annotation of a GenBank genome assembly.